UACAUAAUCACUGGGAGCGCAAAUCCCGUUACAACUAUGGUAAUAAUUAUUCAUACUUCAACGAAUGUUUUUGAUGAUCCGAAUUUGAGGUUAUAAUUUUACUUGGUUUCUGGUGACCACCAUGCCGUAGCAAGAUUGGGACUUCUGUCCUUCUGUCACAUUUGCAAUGGACGAUAGUAUCGUCAAGAAGACUCAGCAACUUCUCGGGCCAUUUGUCAAAGCCCCUGCUUUAUCCGAGAAACUUCUACAGAAACCUCCGCUACGCUUCCUCCACGAUGUGAUGCUUGCCAUUGCCAAAGAUCAUGGAUAUUUGACUGGGUUGUUUGACGAAGACGAAACGGCGUGGACGGAAGCGGUGGCUAACGAUAAGGACGCUAAAGCCUUCUUCAUCGCCAAAAUUAUCAAUUAUGUGUCAACGGCUACCGGAAGUGAAUUCGGUCUGAAACCGGCGCGUGUCUGUGCCGGUCAAGAUGCGGAAAAAACCAACGCUCUCCUACAAAGUCUGGGCAAACUGCUUGCCUCAAAAAAGGUGGACAAUGCUGCCGUGAUACGGGAGAUCCGCAAAGGCAAAGGAACGGUCGACCUCGGCACUUUCCCCAAGGGAGCCGCCUUCCUGAAGGUCGAUGAAGGAUCGAAGCCGGACAAAACCGACAAAGCUCCGGCGAAGUUGCCCAGUACACCCGUAAAACCGGCCGCGGCUAAGCAACCGGUGAAAGCUGUGGAUAAAGCUCCGCUGCGAGCAGAAACUACAGAUUCGGGAAAAAAGUCUGCAGAUGACACGGUAGAAGUACCUGUACGGGCGAGGGAACCCAUACCCGAAGAAAAGGGGCCGGAACCGCGGGUAGUGACUAUUCCGAAGGCAUUACCUGUAGAAGUACCGGUCCAACUUCCGGCUAAAGAUAGACCGGCCACGAAGGUCGAAAAUCAGGGCGUCACGACGAAAAAUGAAACAUCCGUACAACAGAACAACCAGCCGCGCCCAACCACCGCCGCCCGCCCAACCACCGCAGCGCGCCCAACCACGGCCAAACGGGCCCCGCAACGCCCGCCUACAGCAGCCAACCGCUCCCGUCGCACCUCGUUAGCGCCGAGCGAAGGCGAACUCCCUGAAGAUGUCCCGCCGGCCAACAUUAAAUUUCUGGAUGAGGAGACGGCAGACAACGAGCAGCUACUACAGGAACUGGCUGCCCCUGAGGUCAUCAUCUUCAGUCAGCUGGAUGCAGGCUAUCGCACAACCAACGGACACCAAUCAGCGGCUGGACAUCUGGUUGCUAAUCUGCGCGACGCACAAAAAGAUUUUAUUCAAACCACUGGAAUCGAGGAAGACGAGGGUGUCCUCAGCGCUGUUGCUCAACAGGAAGUGGGAAGAUUUAAGACAGACAUCGACGACGUGUGCAACACGUUGCAGAAGGUGUCGCGUCUAACCGAUAUUCUGGGUACUUAUCUGGAGAUCCUCCCGGAAGACUUUGAAGACAUGGAUAAGGAUAGGCAACGAUACUUGGAAGAACACCAAGCAUUGCUACAGAAAAUCGAAACAGCGUCCAAAGUUGAAGAACAGCAAUUAGAAAAACUGCGACGGGAACUGGCGUUUCAAGAAGAAGCUUUGUUUGCUGUCGGGGAAGAAAUAGCCUCUACACAGCAUCGAAUCAAAGAGAACAGUGGUCUACUAGAAAAACUUGUAAAACUGCGCAGUAUGUGAGUUAGAAACUAGUUAAAAGCAAUCGUAUUUCGUUAAAACGGAAAUAAGUUCGUGUAACUCGGUUUCGCCGCAUUUAAGCAGCACAUUUUGCAUACGUUUUGCCGGGUGGCAUUGUGUGCUGAAGCGUGCACUGGAUGGACUUCUUUCGGUUUAGUUGUAUGUGGUACUCAGAAAUUCGGCGCUCCGACUAAAAGCCAAAACUACAGUAGUUAAUCUAAUACUUUUCGGC
Paramacrobiotus metropolitanus is the source of this 1928-nucleotide messenger RNA. RefSeq lists its product as uncharacterized. Lineage: Eukaryota; Metazoa; Tardigrada; Eutardigrada; Parachela; Macrobiotidae. The record is from RefSeq and is a predicted model, not a curated record. Gene Ontology annotation, biological process: regulation of microtubule cytoskeleton organization; cilium assembly; intraciliary transport. The transcript has 7 exons. Gene Ontology annotation, cellular component: ciliary basal body; centrosome; intraciliary transport particle B. The coding region runs from base 167 to 1699 and encodes 510 amino acids. Gene Ontology annotation, molecular function: microtubule binding.